Molecule: messenger RNA, 1965 nt
Organism: Durusdinium trenchii
Lineage: Eukaryota; Dinophyceae; Suessiales; Symbiodiniaceae
Source: the annotation of a GenBank genome assembly
UGCUGGGACCGUUUUUGGUCGCUGGGACCCGUACGACCCGGUCGACCAGCUUAAGAUUCGAUCUGAUCCGGAGUGAGGUGCAGGCUUUUUGUUUGUUGGCCGUGCAGGUUUCCUCUAUAAAAUGAGAGCGAUGAGAAGGGGUCAUGGAGUGCAGAACUGCCUUGGACCCGCGUGCUUCUCCUGAUUUCUGCGGUCAUUGACGUGUCAAGCUACGGGAGUGAUGUGGCGUGACCAUCACGUAUACUGCUUGGCACGCACAGGUUGUUUCACUCUGUUUUGUGUAAGACGUAUUUCUGUCUUCUCUUCUGGGUCUCUCGGUUCAAGCGUAGCAUAUAUCUCAAGCCUUUGGUUGCCUUCCAUGUAUUUCAACGCAUUCAACGCUGUGGCACAUCCGAGUCCAUCCUGACCAAGCUUUGACCCAGCUCGGCAGCUCCACCUCCGUUGGGCCCCCGUUGGAAGAACAGCGGAACAGCAGCGCGGAAGAGCGGUGGAAGAACGACUCUGUUCAGGUUGCGUUCUUCAACAAAUGGACCUGUUGGCCGCGGCUGGAGUUCCAGGCCUUGUUGCUUCUAAAGGAUAAAGAACUAGGCUCAGAAGUUUCAGGUGUGAGGCCAUCGCUCUUGGGUUGGAGCCCAUUGCUUUUAGGUUGGAGGCCGUCGCUAGUAGGUUGGAAGAUGUUAGAAGUGUUUGUUUUUUCAGUUCGAUCACCGGGCCAGACACGAUCUCGGGGUGUGACGGCGCACGAUGUUUUCAGCUGCACGCGUUUCUACGGUUUCUACGGCGGUUUCAGCUUCGAGCCAUGAGAAUUCCAGUGCAGCAGAUGAGGAUGUUGGGAGAGCUCUCAGACCUUCGGAGAUGUCUCGUUCCUGUUCUGCUAUCCAGGGCGGAUGAGCGGAUGCGGAGAUGUGACCACAGUUGAAGCGUCUCCUGACACGACCAUCGGCUUCGUUCAAGAGGCAGCCGAAAGGAAUGCACACCUGCGAGUUCAAGCAACGGCUGAAACGGCCAACGUGUGUCGACUGUGACGAUGAGUUGAUCAAAAAGCUCAUCUUGGUCGAAGUGCUGAUGGGUGAAACGCAACUCACUGACGAUGACCAGACGAUCAUGCAAGCCGGACUUUCUCCAGAUGUGGUUUUGCAACAUGCUUCACAGUCCGUUCGCGGAUGAGUGCUCAAGAAAAGAGGAUGCAGGCUGUCCUUUGAGCGUGACUAGUCCAGAUGUGGAGGACUUGUGCAUGGCAAAUAUUCUGGAUGGUGUGACAGCAAUUGCAAAAGAUGCAUUCGCAAACUGCGCACUUGUCGGCCAAGUGACCAUUUCCAACUCAGUGACCAAGAUUGGAGAAGGCGCUUUUGGAGGCUGCUGUUCUUUGACCACUUUGACCAUUCCGGACUCUGUGACUGACAUUGGGCAGUACACCUUCGACAACUGCACCCUUUUAACCAGUUUGACCAUUCCCGACUCUGUCACAGACAUUGGGCCAUACUCCUUUCAUGACUGCAGCUUUUUGACCAGCUUGAUCAUUCCGAAGUUCGUUACCAAGAUUGUGCAAUACACUCACCGUUCAGAACUGCAGCUCUUUGACAAGCUUGACCAUUCCGGACUCUGUGACGGAUAUUGGGCCAUACUCCUUUCAUGGCUGCAGCUCUUUGACCAGUUUGACCAUUCCCGACUCUGUGACCGAGAUUGGAGAAGAUGCUUUUGGAGGCUGCUGCUCUUUGACCACUUUGUCCAUUCCAGAGCGUUUGGCUGCUGUUCGAGGAAUUGCCUUUAUCUGGUCUUAUUCCCAAAGCGGCUUCUUAAUGCUUUGUAUGAGAUAUCUCAGUAGUAGAUAUCUCAUAUAGACUUGAUAUUGAGAAGGCAACCUGAGAGCUGUGUGCAUGCCGGAUGGACGGUCGCGUGAAUCGGAUCUCUGACUUGCUGGUUCUUCUACCCAAACUGACUGAAGGCGAUGCAGGCCGAGAAGGC